Prionailurus viverrinus (fishing cat) is the source of this 1601-nucleotide messenger RNA. It is a transcript of the gene DMRTA1, whose product is annotated as DMRT like family A1. Gene Ontology annotation, biological process: sex differentiation; regulation of transcription by RNA polymerase II. Gene Ontology annotation, cellular component: nucleus. The record is from RefSeq and is a predicted model, not a curated record. Lineage: Eukaryota; Metazoa; Chordata; Mammalia; Carnivora; Felidae. The transcript has 2 exons. Bases 1 to 1488 code for a protein of 495 amino acids. Gene Ontology annotation, molecular function: RNA polymerase II cis-regulatory region sequence-specific DNA binding; DNA-binding transcription factor activity, RNA polymerase II-specific; protein binding.
AUGGAGCAGUCACAGUGUGGCAGCAGAGACCGCAGCGGCAGCGGCCGACCCCACCUGGCCCCGGGGCUGGUGGCGGCCGCCCCUCCGCCCCGGUCUCCGGCGUUGCCAGUGCCCCCGGGGAUACCGGUUCCUCCAACUUUCCUGCGGCCGCCCAGCCUCUUUCUGCGGGCAGCCGCAGCCGCCGCGGGAAGCGGGGGCUGCGCGCCGGCUCCCGGACUGGAGAGAGGGGUGGGCGCCGUGGGCUGCGGCUAUCCGCGGACACCCAAGUGCGCCCGUUGUCGCAACCACGGCGUCGUGUCGGCACUCAAGGGCCACAAACGCUUCUGCCGCUGGCGGGACUGCGCGUGUGCCAAGUGCACCCUGAUAGCCGAGCGCCAGCGCGUCAUGGCCGCCCAGGUGGCGCUGCGCCGGCAGCAGGCCCAGGAGGAGAGCGAGGCCCGGGGGCUGCAGAGGUUCCUGUACCCGGGGCCCUGCGGGCCCGGGGGUCGGACACCCGGAGGCGGCAGCCGAACGGAGAAUUCCCAGGCCUCGAGCGGCCGUGUGGCGGUGACGACGCUGGGACUGGGUGCCCUGAGACACACUGAUCUGGCGACCCCUGCUUUCCAAGUUGUCCAGCUAGAUGAUAUGGAGGAAAACCAAGAACUAAAAGAGAGUAAAUAUGAAUCAUGCCAGAGUGGACAAGAAGAGCCAGUCUCCAAAUCCCAUCAACGUACUCUGGGAUCCUCUCCUAAGCCUAAUGGUGUCAUUGGAAAACAAAACAUCAGGCCGUCUAUUUCAGAAAACUCAAUCAAGGAUGAUAGCAUUCAGCCUCCUCACCCUGGGGAGUUAUCAGGAGGGGAAGAGAGUCCCAGGUCCCUGUCAUCAUCUGAUUUGGAAUCAGGAAAUGAAAGUGAGUGGGCCAAAGACUUCACUGCUACCAGAGCCAGCCUUCCCACACUGUCCUCAAGACCAAGAGACCCUCUUGAUAUCCUUACCAGGAUUUUCCCAAGUUAUAGGCGUAGCCGACUAGAAGGCAUUCUGCGGUUCUGCAAAGGGGAUGUGGUCCAAGCCAUUGAACAGGUCCUAAAUGGGAAGGAGCACAGACCAGACACCAGGGACCUAGCAAGCUCAGGAGAAUUGGCAAAUACAGCUUUUCAGAGAGCUUCAAAUUUUAGUUUAGGUGGAAUUGGUUUUGGAACUCUAGGGAAUAAAUCAGCUUUCUCUCCUCUUCAGACUACGUCUGCCUCUUAUGGAGGUGAUUCACAUCUCUACAGCUUAAACCCCAGACUAGGUAUCAAUCCGUUACGGCUGGCAUAUUCCCCUCCAGGAAGAGGGCUAUCUGGUUUUAUGUCUCCUUACCUAACUCCGGGGUUGGUACCAGCACUGCCUUUUCGGCCAGCUUUGGAUUAUGCAUUUUCAGGAAUGAUUAGGGAUUCUUCCUACCUUCCUAGCAAAGACUCCAUAACUGGUGGCAGAUUGUAUUCCAGGCCAAAUCAGGACAAUCUGUAAUAUUUCUGCCUAUUCUCUCUUUCUGGAACAUUUCUAGAAGCAUGCAACACAACCCUCACAUCCACAGCUAUUAAUGUGUACAUUAUGUAUGUGAGUGGAUGACUAGGCCUUAU